This is a messenger RNA of Harpegnathos saltator (Jerdon's jumping ant), 2450 nucleotides long. Its product is annotated as protein phosphatase 1H. The coding region runs from base 322 to 1770 and encodes 482 amino acids. Gene Ontology annotation, molecular function: cation binding; [pyruvate dehydrogenase (acetyl-transferring)]-phosphatase activity. The record is from RefSeq and is a predicted model, not a curated record. Gene Ontology annotation, cellular component: mitochondrion. Gene Ontology annotation, biological process: protein dephosphorylation. The transcript is spliced from 7 exons. NCBI's taxonomy places the organism in Eukaryota, Metazoa, Arthropoda, Insecta, Hymenoptera, Formicidae.
ACUAGGUGGAUGUGCUGAUGUUCGUGUCAUAUAACUUUCAUUGUUGACAAUUGUUUGUCAACAAGAUGACAUUAAUCGUAUGAAACUAUCAAACACCUAAUUGCAGCAUUUAAUGACAGAUAACCAAUUCCUCAAGUGAAAGGACCACUUCUCAGGUUCACACAUAUCUUUAUGUUAUGUGCGAAUAAAUGAAUGCUUAUUAAACUUUAAUACUUUAGGCAUGAGGCUAACUCUCUGUUGAGUGAUUAUAAUUUGUGAUAUUGUCUAAACCUAAUGUCAAUUUGGAUUCUGCGUAGCCUUGCAUAAGUUUAAAAGAGAAAAAUGUUGAACCGUUUUAAGUCAGUAUUAAUGAGUGCUGUAGGUGCAAGUGAGCUUGGCCUACAAUAUCCUAAUGAUUCAGACAAUGAUGUGAUGACAGAUUAUAUUAAUUCCAACUAUGUUGUGGAAGUGGAAAAUAAGCCUUAUAGCCGCCCAAGUUUUCUAGGCUUGACAACUGAAGAAACACAGGUGAGUGCAGAUCACAGAGUGAGGCCUAUCAUAGUUCCAAGAGAUCUCAGCCGUUUACCAUGGUGUGCUGGUUACGCAGAAUGUAUAAAUGCUGGAAAAAGUACUUGGAAUGAGGAUCAAGCUUCUGCUACUCGUGGAGAUCUAAAAUUGUCAGAUGCUAACGUUACACUGCCUUAUGUCAUAUUCUCAAUGUUUGACGGCCAUGCAGGGUAUCAAGUUGCUCUUACAGCAAGGUUACACCUACAUAGAAUAAUUCUUGAAAGGUUACUGGCUAUACCAGGAAACAUGUUACUAAACGAAGACGAGGAUGAAUUAAUAAAGGGCAGAGAUCUAGUUACAGGUGCUAUAGAAUUAGCAUACAGACAAAUGGAUCAGAUGGUGGAGAUGCAGGCACAAAGUGGCGGUGGUGGAUGUACAGCUAUUACAAUUUUAUUUCUUAAUGGGAGGUUGUAUGCUGCAGGAGCUGGUGAUUCCAGAGCUGUGUUAGUUUUGGGGGAAGAUCAACGUGCUCUUACCCGAGAUCAUACCCCGGAUUCCGAGUCUAACCGUGUCAGAGCUUUGGGCUUUCUAAGGAGCAACGAAUUGCUUAAAGGUCACUUCACUCCACUGGAGUUUAGAAAGAGACCAUUGCAAAAAGAGUUGGGGUCUAUGGUAUUAUAUAGAGAACCAUAUAUGACAGGUUGGGCGUACAAAACUCUAACGUAUCCUGACUUAAAAUUACCACUCAUUUCCGGACAUGGAAAGAGGAGCAGAGUAAUGGGAACAAUAGGCGUGACUAGGGGUUUUGGAGAUCAUGGCCUGAAAGCAGCCAACACCGGUGUCCAUAUUAAGCCGUUCCUAUCGUCUCAACCUGAGGUGCAGUCUUUGGACUUGGAUAGUUGUAAUCUCACCGAAAGAGAUUGCAUUAUUGUCGCUACAGAUGGACUUUGGGAUGUAGUAUCGGACAAAGCAGCGGCAGCUAUACUUAGGAAGACACUUGCACCUGAUACUCCAUCGUUAGAAUACAGACUCACAAUGGGUGCUCAAGAGUUAGUACAAGCCGCGAGAGGUCGUUUAAUCGGCAGGGUAUGGAUGGGAAAACCUGAAAAUCCUAAUGAAACCGACGAAAAAUUCUCACCGAUAGCAUCAGUGGACGACAUAAGCGUGUUGGUUGUACCUUUAUAUCCCUAUUUAUGUGAACACAAGCAGUGGUUGAAGACUACGCAGCAAGAACGAAGAUACGCUACCGAACCCCUACACAUAUCGACCAACAAUCCCUCAUAAUAAAACGUUAUAACUAUCGAUCGUAUAGUCCAUUAUGAAAUAGAAACACAAUUUUACUACUUGAUAUGCAACUAUUAAUGAAUUACAUUUACCUGCAUUAUCAUAAUAAUUCAUCACAGAUCUGUGACUUCUUAUUAUUUAGUUUUAAAAUAUUUAGCAACGUCUAUUUCGUAGUUUUCUCUUCAAAAUGAUAAAUUAUUGUAUACUGCCACCGUACGAUCGUAUACUUAUCACACAGAAGGCUUUGUUAUCGUUAUUUAAACAUUCCAUUAUAUAAAUUUCAUGGGAACAUGAAACAUUUAUGAUAUUUCAAAAUGAUUGAUAUAUAAGCACCAAUUACUACAUUAGUAUGUAGAUUGUACACAAUAUAUGAUAUUAAAAGAUACGAAUAUUUUUAUAUUGCUUUUAAAGAUCAGCGAUAUGUUACCAUUCAAUAUAUUCUGUGUGUGUUAUGUCGUAUAUUGUCAUUUUUCCGUUAGAAUUCUAUCACAAGAUACUGUACGUGUGAUAUAAAUAAUAUAUAAGUGUGUAGUAAGAUAAAUUGUAUAUAAAUAAGAAAAGCACUGCUACAUUUUUAAACAUGAUAAUAAGUAGGUUUUAUGACGUCGUGUAUUAUAUGGUACAAUUAGCCUCAGUAACUUGUAGAAGUUACUAUCUCAAAUAAAUAUUAUAAACACAAA